AUGGGAAGCAGAUGCUGGUAUGUAAAGAGCAAUCAGGUCAAACGUUGCCUGCUUCUCCCACAGACCCUUUUGGACCAACAGGAACUGCUCUGUGGCCAACUUGCUGGAGUUGUGCGCUGCCUGUGGGACCUUUCUGGUACCCCGCCCACGCUUAUCCGUCUGCGGAAGCUUAAGUUUGCUGUCAGAGUGGAUGGCGACUACCUGUGGGCUCUGGGCUGUGGCGUGGAGCUCUCUGAUGUCAGCUGCAGGCAGUUUCUGGAUCAACUCAUUGGAUUCUUUCAUUUCUACAUGGGCCCUGUCUCCCUGGCCUACAAGAACCGUUCUGAGGAGGAGCUGAGCUUGCAGUGGGACACUGUCAUUACACAGGUCCUCAGGAGCACCAGUGAGUCCCACAGGAUCUUCAACGCCCUGUGGAAUCUGGACCACACCAAGGUGGAGCCCCUGCUGCUGCUGAAGGCAGCCCUCAUCCUGCAGACCUGCCAGCGCUCGUCCCAUGUCCUAGCUGGCUGCAUCCUCUAUAAAGGACUGAUUGUGAAUUCUCAGCUCCCUCCUUCCCUCACCGCCAAGGUCCUGCUUCAUCAGACUGUCCCUGCAGACCAGGGACUUCCUGGAGCAGGGGCUGCGCCACAGGACGCAGGGGCAGCAUUGCCGCCUAACGUGCAGAUCACCCCUGUUUUCCUGAGUGAGCAGGAAAUCGCUAGCCUCCACGAGUUCACGGUGGAGCAGGAGACUAGACUCCAGGAAAGUUCAUCUCAGUACCCUCCCUGGGAUCGAAGCACCCCUUCCCAGACAAAAGAUGCCACUAGGUGUGUGGCAUCUGUGGCCUGGACAUCAGCCACCAUUCUGGAGCCCACACCUCAUGAUGGAACAUGGCUGAAUGGCAGCGGGGCAGAUGGACACUUGCUUGGGCAGGAGCAGACUGCAGCUGCAGGACUGUGCACCACUGCCUGUGGCCAGGGUUCUGGCAUCAGCAGCAGGCUGCAGCAGGAGCUGGCUUUUUCCCACGAGGAACUGGACUUAUCUGAACUCCACAUCUCUGCGGCUCAGGAAGCCUCCCCACCCGUGCCUGUCCUAGGUGCUCCAGAAGCUGUCAUCACCAGCCACCAGGCCCCCACACUGCCUGCAGACACAGCAGUAUGCAGCUGCCUGGACCCUUCCCCUCUUGAGAGGCUCCCUGAGGGCAGGGGCCUGGAGUGGCUUGCAGACCUUCCCAUGACCAAUGGCCAAGCCCAAGUUCCUGGCACAGCCCCUCUCCCCAGAAGAAGCGGUGGGCCUGUGGUGCUUCCUCCUCAGGAUCCUGUGGGUACAGAGCCCAGUGUGGAGCAGUGUGGGGGUGGAGGUCGUGAGAGCCAUGGAGCCCCGGGGAGCACAUUGCACUCACCUGACUCCCAGGGCCCCAGCUCCUCUGCAGGCAGAAGUGGCCUCAAGCCAUCCCCAGCUGGGCCCCAUGCAGGGCUCUGGCCUGUGAACCUAUACAUUCACAGUGUGAAUGGCCUGGUCCUGUCCCUGCUGGCUGAGGAACCUCUUCUCAGAGACAUGGCAGCCAUCGAGGAGGUGUACCACAGCAGCCUGGCAUCCCUGAAUGGGCUGGAAGUCCACCUGAAGGAGACACUACCCAGAGACGAGGCUAGCCUCACAAGCAGCUCAUACAACUUUGUGCAUUAUGACCGAGUCCAGAGCAUGCUCACAGCCAACCUGCCGCUAGUGGCUGCUCCCCAGGACCGCCGCUUUCUACAGGCCGUCAACCUCAUGCACUCCGACUUCACCCAGCUGCCUACGCUGUACGAGAUGACCAUCAGGAACGCCUCCACAGCUGUAUACGCCUGCUGCAACCCUGCCCAGGAGACCUACUUCCAGCAGCUGGCGCCCACUGCCCGCAGCUCUGGCUUCCCGAACCCUCAGGACUGUGCCUUCAACCUCGCAGGCAAAGCCAAGCGGAAGCUCCUGAAGCACGGGGUAAACCUGCUGUGAGCUGUGCACAGCCUGUGUGUCACCUGGGCUGUGCAGCAGCCCCUCCAGACCGUGUCCCUGGAGCUAAGGUUGAGCAGGACCUUGCUCUUAAGUGGCAGCUGCAUGAUGGAGAGGGCUCAGGUCCUCCCAUGUGUAAGUGACUUGACUGUAUAAGGUGCAGAGCAGGCUGCAGCCUCAAGGAAUCUCAGCUGACAGUUUACUCAAGGUACCAAUGGUGCUCUGCACCCUUGAGAUGCUGAGUUUCAAGUUUAUGAAACAGGUUCCCAAGGGCUCAAAAAUAAAAUGACCAAACUGA
Onychomys torridus (southern grasshopper mouse) is the source of this 2266-nucleotide messenger RNA. It is a transcript of the gene Hps4, whose product is annotated as HPS4 biogenesis of lysosomal organelles complex 3 subunit 2. Gene Ontology annotation, biological process: vesicle-mediated transport. The transcript has 11 exons. The record is from RefSeq and is a predicted model, not a curated record. NCBI's taxonomy places the organism in Eukaryota, Metazoa, Chordata, Mammalia, Rodentia, Cricetidae. Bases 1 to 1971 code for a protein of 656 amino acids.